AUGUUACAAAUUUUGUUCAAAUCGAAGGACAUUCUUCACCCAUUUAUUUCCCAUUGGACAAUUGGAGAACCUGAAGACGUUUCUUUUGGUUGUCAAAUUGCUGGAACUGAUCCUUCUUUUGGAUUUGCGCGUAUUUGUGAUGAAGCUUCGGCAAAGAGAAUUUUUCAAGAAGAAAGUGUUAAACAAAAUAUUUUGAAAAAUGUUAGAAGAGAAGAAUCCUCGUUUUAUGAUGAAAAUCAUCCAAAUUCUCCACUAAACAACCAAAAUUCUCAAAUAAUUUUAAUUAAAAUGAAUGGACGCUGUUUUAAUGCUACACUCUCAGUUAAAAAAUAUUUGGAAAGAUGUCCAUGGUGUUUAGAUCCAAAUUUAGAUAUUAAAGUUGUUGGAGAAAAUAAUGAGGAGGGGAUUGGACAACAGAAUCAAUUAAAAGGAAAUAUUUCUGAAGAAAAUGGAAAGACUAUACAAUUACAAAAUAUAUUAAUUUUAAUUUUGUCGGGUGCUGUUGUAUUUUCUUUAAGUGGCCUUCUUGGUGCCUUAAUAAUCCAUUGGCGUUAUCGUAAACAGAAGCCUAAUUUAAUCCAUUCAAAUCGAAGACGAAUAAACACAGCUAUAGGAUGCCAUCAAAAAGAUAAAUUAUUUUCUCCAAAUUCAAAAAAUAAAAAAAUUUUUAAAUUAAUUUCUCCCCCACGUGCCCAACGUUCCUUACCUUGUUCACCAGAAAAACAGAGAGAAAAAUAUGAACAACAACAACAAUUUAUUUGUGGAGAAAAUUGUCAGGGAGAGCAAAAUAAUUAUGACGUCCCCUGGGACAACAAAUUUUGCCUGGUCCCCCGUCAAUGGCUUUUAAACAACCAAACAAUUUCUUCAAAUAAUCACCGCCCUCCUUCACUUUUCUUUAGCGGUGGAAGUGAACCAAUCCCUUCUUUAGGGCAACAACAAAUUGUCCAUCCCUACGCUACAUGUUAUGAAUUUAGCCGAAAUGCUUCUAUUAAAGUCCCUUCUUCAAUGACUAUAAGUCAUCAAUCAACACUCCCUCCUCCACCACCACCUCCACCUUCAUUUCCACCAAUACAAUCGCAAACACUAAAUAGAAGACAAUCCUUCAUAAUACCCCAACAAACAUUUAUUUCUCCAAAUACUUCAACAACCGCUAAUUGUUCGUCUUCUUUUGGUAGACAUGAUGAUAGUGGAUUAGAUUCUGUUUAA
Messenger RNA from Meloidogyne enterolobii, 1206 nucleotides. Lineage: Eukaryota; Metazoa; Nematoda; Chromadorea; Rhabditida; Meloidogynidae. The record is from the annotation of a GenBank genome assembly.